Patiria miniata (bat star) is the source of this 5344-nucleotide messenger RNA. Its product is annotated as CMP-N-acetylneuraminate-poly-alpha-2,8-sialyltransferase-like. Gene Ontology annotation, biological process: oligosaccharide metabolic process; N-glycan processing. The record is from RefSeq and is a predicted model, not a curated record. Bases 484 to 1611 code for a protein of 375 amino acids. Lineage: Eukaryota; Metazoa; Echinodermata; Asteroidea; Valvatida; Asterinidae. The transcript is spliced from 8 exons. Gene Ontology annotation, molecular function: alpha-N-acetylneuraminate alpha-2,8-sialyltransferase activity.
GCUCGCGGGAUGGUCGCAGCUGUAUAUCAUGCAUGUGCAGUUCCUCAUGUGAAAUUAAUUUGAUCUUAAAUGGAAAUACAGCAAGUUAACUUUUUUAAACAUCUGUUAAACGAGGAGGAAGUAGAACAACUAAAUUAUUAAGACACAUGGUAGCAACGAGAGGCUAUUGUGCUGGAGUUGGGGCGGCGUCCUUGGGACGAACAAUAAACUGCCUAUGUCUUUGUUGACACAUGGUAUACUAAUGCUGUACGACUGUCCAGCAUAUAGCGUGGGUCGUGAAUUUGUGCUUUCACGCAUGUCGGGUUCUACGCCUCUGUUGCCCUAGCACGUUGUAGGCUGGUGCCGUAACCGCGAUUACCACACUACACAUUCCCCGACUAUGGAGAAGGAUAAUAGAUGAGCCUACAUGCAUUUCGUUUGGAACUCAGCCGUUUUUUCCCUCGUAAAAUCUGCUCUUUUUAGGUGUCAUUAAAAACAAACAAAAUGCGGCAGUUUGUCAAGCUACGGAUGCUGACCACUGCCAUCCUAAUUAUGGUCAUUUGGAUGGUAGUCCUAAGAGGAGGUCCAUCAGUAUAUAAUGCGAUCAGUUCGGCAUUAUCCCCAACAAGUGAAGAUUGGACAGCAUCGUUCAGAAGUGCUGCAUUGUUUGGCAGGGCCAAAUUCGUGCAUACCUUCACCUCCGUCCAAGAUGAAGUUCUGUUCAUAUAUCAGAAAUAUAUGCUGUCAGAUUGGGGUCAUCAACCAGAUUUAGUGGAAGCUCAUCGAGAGGAAGUUUUGCGUUCAUCAGAUUUCACCACAAUAGAUGAUUUCACUUUACACCAGAAGAACACGAAUUCAGCUACACGUCUUCCUUUCUAUUCACCCUUCCUGGACGAGAGCUUGAGGACAUACCAUCCUCAACCAGAACUUCUCAACUAUCUACCAAAGAAGCCGUUUCAUCACAAAGACACUUUGUUUAAAACGUGCAGCGUCGUAGGGAAUGGAGGGUUACUAUUGGACAGUGGCUGUGGAAAAGAAAUAGAUAAAUCAGAUUAUAUACUCAGGUGCAAUAUGGUUCCCGUCAAGAAGUUUGCAUUCGAUGCUGGAGUCAAGACAAAUUUUACCACUAUGAAUCCAAGUAUAAUUGCUACAAGGUACAACACAUUUGCGACGGACGAUGAUGUAUUAGCAUUCCUGAAAGACUUGGAAGAGUUUAACGGCCAGCUGUUUUUACCUUGCAUGUUUGAUCCGAAGAUUUUGAAACUGUGCACGUCCAAAAUCUUACCGGCUCUCAAUCAGGGUCUGCGGGGAGACAGCUUAAAAUAUACCGUCGGAAAUCCUAACCAUUUAUUAGGAAUUAUGAAGACGUGGAAUCCCGCAGGAAUACACUUCAUGUCAUCGGGGUUCUAUCUUGCCCAGACGGCCCUCACCAUGUGCAAGGAGGUGCGCCUCUUCGGCUUCUGGCCCUUCCCCAAGACUGUCUACCCCAUCCCAAGAACUUUAAAGAAUCACUUCUUCGAUGAUAGGAAACAAACCAAUGCCCACAAGUUCAGCAACGAAUUUCAGAUACUAUGGCAGCUGCACAAGGAAGGAAUCCUCAAGCUCCAUACACGCGACUGCGAACGGGACUGAUGAUGAUGAUGAAGAUAAAGAAGAUGAUGAUGAUUUUCACAGGUGUCCGUCAUCUACUGUUGAUUCCAUGCAUGUGUGGAACGCCGAUGCCAAAAGGCUGAUGUUUUUACCCAGGAAAGUUUAUGUAUUUUCUUUAAGUCUCAAGCAACUGUGAGGCUAAUGCUUGGGAAGUUAGUUUGAAAUGUAAGAAUAAUAAGUGACUCGUGUGCUGAGCUUAUACAAAAGCAACUCAAGAAAUUGUCUUGCGUUUCGUCGAGUCAGUAUUCCGACAUUGAGGUAAGCAAGCGCAAUCGCAAAGCACUCGUUGACUGCUUCGAUAUCGCAUUGGUAAGGGAGACAAACAUCCCUACUUUAAUUUAAUUCAUUGAGCAGUUCAAGAUCUUACAGAUCGUUCGAAAGCACUGAAACCUCUUAAUUUUUUAACAACAUUUUGAAUGUCGAAGUUCUGUUCCUUUUUAUUUUUGAUACUAUAAGAGGGAGAACGGUAUAGGUGUUUUGAAAGAACCACAAUUUAUCAUUACAAAUCCUAACCUAAAGUAUUAAUAUAUGUAUCGCGCAUCUACAGUAUUAUAUUUGAGAGACUUUGUUUGUCUGAAAGAGUGCUGUUCGUGCGGCUAAUAGUUUUUAAAAAAAAUAGGGAAAAAAAUUAAUGGGACUUCAGGGCCGUCGUGAAUCUAAGCUAUAACUAUGAUUCUCUCUGUUCUAGUAAUUAACAUUCCACUAUAGGUCGACAAUCAACUUGGAACGAGGCUCAACAAAUUGCCGUGGUUUAUUGGAACACGUAUUUUGACAGACUUUGAUCUUAGGGAAAUAUUUCAUCGGUAUUCCAUUUUUUUUUUAAAGAGAGGCACCGAACGUAAGGUAUCGGGCCAAUGCAGGGAUCAUCCUGAUGAUUUGGCAGACUGCACGAUAACAAGUUCGCCAUCGAUAAUUGCUUCAACAUGUGGAUUUCUUUCACCGUCCAUGUUCUCCCACCAGCUUUGAAAAUGCAAGUGUGAUGUGUAAAUCUCCCAUGUCUCUUGCCGGAUUACCAGAGAUUCUUAACCCAGAAUCGGCAAUUUUUUUUAUAAUGUAUAGUUGACAUUUGCUCUUAUUCUAAACAUUCAACCAGUAACUUCUAGAAUGAGGUAUUUACAUGUAGUUCAUACAAGGGUUAGUAUGUUCAAUAAGUGAGAGGUUUGCGGUAUGGUCAGUAUGUUUUUCUACUUGGAUAAACUUAUUUCUAUUCUAACACUGGAGACUGAGGCUUUCUUAUUGUUCGGAACCAUGGGUAUUUUCGCGUGCUGAAGUAAAUGAGUCUUGAAAUAAUUAUUUUCUUUGAAAAAGAGACCUAUGAUACGAACUGUACGAGGGCAACAUGUUUUCCAUGUAAAUGUGCAUGUAUAUCGAUGUUGUAUAUAACACAUACAUGUACUGAUGUUUUGAAGAAUGCAAUUUUUCAAACUUCAACAACAUAUUUAUUUUGGGAUUAUACUUUGUUCAUUGAGAGGACAUUAAGGUACAGGGCGAGUCAAAAAGAGCGAAACCCAAAUGUCGGGACUAUUUUUUUAGUGACGUUCUGCAUGUAGCACUUCAAAAAUCUAAGAUGUGAAAGCCCAAUGCAUAAGCUUUCUUUUAGUACAAGAAUCAUUCAAAUCACUCAAGUACUUUUCAAGUUACUGAAUGUUGUGAUUGGUUUUCGUUUUGCAGAAAGAACAGUUACCUUUUUGUGAUCCGUGGACAGACCUUUAAAACGGUGGUUGUGUUUAAAAUUUUGUAACUUAAAAAUUACAUGAGUGGUUUGAAUGAUUCUUGUACUAACAGAAAGCUUAUGAAUGGGCCUUUCAUAUCCUAGAUUUUUGGAAGUGCAACAUGCAGAACUUCACUAAAACUAUAGUCCCGACAUUUGGGUUUCGGGUUUUUUUUUACUCACCCUGUACCCUAGUUUGUUCUAGCUCCGUGGACAUGAAGGGCUAAGAGAGGCUGAUGAAAUAGGUUAUUAAAAUAAAGAUGUAGAAAUUAGCAUUUGUAAAAUGAAUGCGAGACUUUGAACUAAGUAAUACAGAUUGAAAGGUCACAAGAAGUCAGUGGGAAUAUUUGUAAGUAUAAAUUGAUAUGUCAUAGUUCUUCAUAUUGUAUGCCUAAUAAGAUUAAACUGAAAUGUUGCCUUGUGAGGGAUGUGACCAAUGUGUGAUAUAAGCGCGUAUAGGUUAGGUUGCGUCACAAAAACCGAAAAUGGUCACAAUGACGUUUAAUUCUGAACGGUGUAUUGUGUCACAGACACCUAGAAAUGAUAAGUGUGUGUUUGAAUUCCCAAAUUAACUUUCUCCGUCAGUAUAUGCCCGUUUGACCAGCACCUUUAUCAUUCGAAUCUUAGAGGUAUUCGAUAGCACAGGUUCAGUAUCAAAAUGUGUCUACACAAAACCGAAGUUGGUCGCAAACGCGCGGCCAAUGAUGACGUUUUGAAACGGCUGAUAUAGUUGUCAAAUGUUAUACUCGAUAGUUGUUGGUAAGUAUCAUCAAUGUUGAAAGCGUUGUCAGAACCACUUUUAUUGUACUUCUGGAUUUAACAUUAACAUUUGUGUAUUGAUGAGGACUUUGUCCCAUACUUAAAAGUUAUGCAAAGAUCAAAUGUGAAAAUCCACAGGUGUGUGAUUGCUUAACUUAAGUAACUAUUAUUUAUAAUGUACUUCACAAUUCAUCAUUCCCAUAAAAAAAAUUAACAGAAAUACACAUGUUAAUUCGUACCAUAACUUAUUUAUUAUGUGAUCAGCAGAGAGGUUUAUGGAAAUUGGGUCCUUUAUCCUGCAAAAAAAGGAACUUGGAAAUAUGUAAUUCGUCCUUUUUUUACUCGGUUGCACAGACCCGAUAUAUCUGGAAUUCGUGUGCUGUGCCAAGUGCUUGGUGAAAUUGUGAAGUUCAAGGUUAUAUCGAAGCUUUGAAAGUGUCUGGUGGGUUUUUUAUCAUGUUUUUAGAAUGUUUAAAUUGUAAGCAGCUUCAGGCGAGAUGGGAUUUUGCAUUCAGAACGUCGCAAUUCACAUUAUCUUCCAAAUCCCAAUCUAUAGGAUUAACUCGCAACAAUCCGAAGUCAUAUCACAUAUCUGAUAUGAGGAUUUGAUUUGGGAUUUGAUACGAGCUAAUCCUUGAUGUAAAUUCACUCGAGUUGGUUUGGGGGACUAGUGUGUAAUUUGUAAUAUCUGUUGUUGGAAUUCACAUCCUAUAACAACCCCGUAAGGUUUUGAAUGCAAAACCACAUCACGCCCAUUUGUAUAUAUAGUCAGUGAGAUUGCCAAGAGGACUUUCAAAUCUUGCCAGUGUGUUAUUGACCGUUUAGUAAAUUACCCAUACAGGCCUGUAGCCCUAAUUCCUAACCCCUUAUUGGACAUGAGUCAGUUGUAAGGUUAACUGUCUGUUCAUAAUUGUAAUACCAAUUAGAUAAUACAGUAGGAAAAAGUCCACUUUCGGAGAAAAGACUCACCCUCACACCAGGCUGCUUGGCUACAGGCCUGUCGUACUUUUUGGACGAGUUGCGUCAAAUUUUAUGAAGUAGUUCUUAGGAAAAAAAUAGUCUUCUAACGGCUGACCAGACAUGAUGUUGUAUGUUUGGUUAUAGACUGGUUAGUAUUUAUGAUAAGGUGCAUGCAUUUUUUAAGUUAAAAACUUUUUAAAAGGAUUUUGAGUAUAACUUAUAAUUAGAGGUUGCCGCUUGUGUUUAUGGUUUUUGUAUGAAUUAAAGUGAUAAUAUUUGGAACAA